Messenger RNA from Oenanthe melanoleuca, 1991 nucleotides. RefSeq names its product tRNA-yW synthesizing protein 3 homolog (gene TYW3). Bases 37 to 786 code for a protein of 249 amino acids. The record is from RefSeq and is a predicted model, not a curated record. The transcript is spliced from 6 exons. NCBI's taxonomy places the organism in Eukaryota, Metazoa, Chordata, Aves, Passeriformes, Muscicapidae.
CCGCGUCUGUCCCUCGCGGGCCGCCGUCCCCCCGCCAUGGCGGCGUUCGCGCGGCGCAAGGCUCAGCGGCUGGCACGGCCCGACCCCAGCCGGAAGCGCGCGCUGGACGCGCGGGCCGCGGGGCUGGCGCGGCUCCUGAACGCGCGGGAGCGCUUCUGCACCGCCAGCUCCUGCGACGGCAGGGUCACCGUGACGGACACGGCCGGCUCGGGCAUCCAGAAGAAGAACUGCACGUGGCUGCUGGUGACACAUGAGCCGUGUGCCAAGGGCGAUGUGAUGACAGCACUGGAGAAAGCCACUGGUGAUGCUGUGUUCAAGUUUGAGCCGUUUGUUCUUCACGUGCUGUGUCGGGAGCUGCAGGAUGCUCAGCUGCUGCAUUCGGUGGCUAUUGACUCUGGGUUCAGGAACUCUGGUAUUACAGUUGGCAAAGGAGGAAAAAUUACAAUGGCUGUGCGCAGCACUCACUGCUUGGAAGUUCCACUGAGCCACAAAGGGAGACUGAUGGUCUCUGAAGAAUAUAUUGAAUUUCUGGUACAUGUGGCCAAUCAGAAAAUGGAAGAAAACAUGAGGAGGAUUGACAGGUUCCACAAGGGCCUGGAGCUGGCUCUGGAGGCUGCUGUCCCUGCAGACACCUUGUUCCCCGAGGUGCCACAGAAGAGCCACUCAGUGUACCUGCACAGGAGAAAGAGACAGGCUGCUCAGGGGCAGGCUGAUCCCAGCACACAGCUGGAGCCCCAGGAGGACACUGAAAGCAGCCUUGCUCUGCUUGCUGAAAUCAUGAUAUAGAUAUUUGAGAGCAAAUGGUGAGCUGAAAAAUGAUUGCAAUGCUCUUUUAAAGAGAUUUAAACACUCCUGUGCUCCAAGUAGUAAUGCUCUUGUACACUGACCAGAAAAAAGGUAAUGAAGAGAACAGCAGGUGUAGCUACAGGACACAGAGAACAAAGCUGCAGAAUGUUUUGGGAGUUUUUAAGUGACUGUUGAGUUAACAAAGUGGUACUCCAUCAGUUACCCCAGAAACAGCUGGUUUGCUGCAGUCUUUCACCAUUCUCUGUGGCAGCAUUUCACUUCCAGCUUCUGGGUUUUCAGAGCCAGCUGCUCUGCAGGUCUCUCCCUCAGGAGCUGGAGAGGGGCUGGGGACAAGCACCGAGGACUGAAGAGCAUCCACUGGUGAGACAGCCAGUACCUGAGGUGGAAAUGGCUCAGAAACCUUCCAGAGGAGACUGUUGGACGUGGCUGGAGGGACUGGCACAGCAGCAGCGACCACAAGCAGUGCCCACAGACACUGUAACAGCACUGCAGUAUUUACAUGCUGAGAAAGAAAUACAGUUUGUCAGAAACUGAUGUGUGGUGUGAUCCCACCUUCCCCUGAAGAAUGAGUAAAAGUUCAGGGAGACUUUGUGGCAUCUUACCACAAAAGCAUUACCCUAACUGUUGGCAUCUGGUUACUUUAUCCCCAUCUCUAAUUGCUGGAGACUGCUGGGGGCCUCGUACUGACACUGAACAAGGCCCUACAUCAAGAAAAAUAAAGCAUCAGGGCAACAUGUUACUUCAGUAUGUAGAACAGUUUUUGCAAGGUUUUUCUCAUUUUUUACACCCCAUCCAAGGUUGCAUUGGUGGUGCUGAGAUGGUUUUGGCACCCUGACCCCGUUCUGGGGCCAGCAAUGCCUUCCUCCAUGCACCACUGCCCCUACAGCAGGGAUCACACCUUGCCCCAUGCUCACCCAAGUUCCACCAGCUCCUUCUGAGGCUAAUUUUGUCAAGCUGUGUUUGAUUUCGAGCUUCUGAUGGGCUGUAAAUGUGCAGAGCACAGGCACAGGAAGAGCAUCCCCAGGCAUGGCAGUGGAGGCAGCACCCCUGAAAAGGGAAUUCUGGGGGUUAUGGCUGGAGGGAAAUUCACUGGUAAACAACCAGACUCCUAAAACUCCCAAAUCUUUACCGUUUGUCAGUGUGCCUAGCCACUUAAUUAAUCUAAAAGGUGUUUUUAUGCUUGC